CAUCAUGUUGCUACAUUGUUGCACAGUGGACACGCACCUUGGGUGGGGGACCUUACUAGGAACGAUGCGGCGGAGGGGCAGGUCGCGACAGCCACGCAUACGAGGCCCGAGUCUUGUUUUGGCGUGCUUCCAUGCGGCUACUGCGAGGUUACUGCUGUUGACAACUGUGCCGAAGCAAAGCAUGCAUAAGAUUUCUACGACAGCUUUCUAGCAGUAGUCCUAAUUCAUCACUCCGCCAACUCUCGCUGCGCUAUUGCCGAACCCGUUCUCGCGUCAUUCGGCCCACUAGUGUGCAGGACUCUUAGCUUUCGCCGCGCUGUAUUGAACGCGGCAUGCCAUGGAAGAGGCUGGGGUCAACAUGGCGACGUCGUGGCGGAGCCUCACGCCCGACGUCAUGCGGAACAUCGCCUCUCGUCUGGACCCAAACGAGGCCGCAGCCGCGCUGAAGCUGGUCAGCAGCGAAACUGAAGCAGCCCUGAGGGACAGCUACAACAUUAUCAAAGUCGGGCGCGAGGGCUCCUGCGACGGCCACGCCCUCGGGCCCACGUUUCUAGCGCACUGGUCCCGGCCCGACCCCUGGCGGUCGCUGUCGCACGCAAAGCGGCUGCGGCUGCUGCAUUUGGCCGCCUCCAGCCACCAUCCCGCCGCCCUGGACGUCGCUCUGGAGUACGCGGAUGUCGGGCUUUCCAGCGUUGUCGUGGCUAAUGUCAUGGCGGUCGCCGCCGGGGCCGGUGACCUGGCCGCGUGUCAGCGACUUCUCGAGGAAAGCUGUGAUGACGAAGGACUAGACGGCAGCGCAGCUUGCGCGGCCGCGCGCGGCGGCCACCUGUCCAUACUUCAAUGGGCCGUGGAGACUGGAGCAUCCACGGACCACGCGACCAUCGGCAAACUGGCGCUCGCGACAUGUGAGGGCGGGCAGGGCCACGUGCUGACGUGGCUCGAGGGCCUUGUGCCGCCACCACCCGCAGCUUCACGAGAUGGCAAUACCAGUGUCGGCGGCAAGGGUGGCGCUGCGGGGCAGGCGGCAGACUGGGAUUUUGAGGACGUUUUCUCCCAUCAUCGCGCACGGUAUCAUCGGGGCGGGGAAAGCGAGGACGAGGAGGAGGAGGAGGAGGAGGAGCAGGAGGAAGAGAGACCAUCAGGGGCGGCUUCGGGCGCGGCACUUAGCACAUGCCAGCUGCCAGAAUGGGCCAGCAUGUCCAUUUUCACCUCCAUGCUGAAGGCGGCCGCAAGCGGCGGCCACGCGCACAUGCUACAGCGGCUGCUGGACCCGGGUGGCCUGUAUGCGGAGCUGCUUCAGAAGCGCCGCUGGCGAAAGGUCGAAAGAGGCACGCGCUUGCAGAUUCUGUACGCGAUGGCUGUAGCAUGCCCGGAAGAGACCCUGCGGCGCUGCUACAGCAAGCUUGCCCCCAUGAGCCUCAGGAGCCCUGCCGCCCAGCCUGCCAACCCAGAUGCCACAGACGACGAGGACGCCGGCGGCCAGAGGUGGCCUGUAACGAAGGCCGCCCCCAGCCCACCAAGCUGGCAUGGCCUUCUUGAAGCGGAGCGGCUGCAGCAGCAGGCCCGGCUCGUGUGCCGCGCGGUUUUCAGCGCCACGCCCGACUGGAAGGCGAAGGCAAGCUUCCUGGUCGCCAAGCUCAACCAGCCCAGACAGCCCAAACAGCAGCGGCGUACGUGGGCUGACAGCAGCUGCCUUGGCAGCCACCGGGCCGCUGCGGGCGUAUCGUUGUCGCGUGUGAUGCGUGGUGGCGCAGCGGCAGCAGGCGGCGCAGGCGGCAGCACAGGCGGCGGCCAACGCGGCGGCGCAGGCGGCAGUGCAGGCUGCAGUGCAGGUGGCGGCGCAGGCGGCAGCGCAGGCUGCAGUGCAGGUGGCGGCGCAGGCAGCGGCAUAGCAGGCGCCAGCGCAGGCGGCGGCGCAGCAGGCGCCAGCGCAGGCGGCGGCACGGGCGGCGGCGCAGACGGCAGCGUGGCUGGUGGUGUCAAGGGUUGCACCGCAGAGGAUGCCCCGCUGACGGUGAGCGCGGCCUUGCGGGAGGAGGUGAUGCGGCUCCUAUGGAACCAAGAGUUGCAGGAGGUGGUGGCGCGAGUUCCCGACGCAUGCACGCGGUGGCGGUGGCUCGUCGCGCUCGGACUGCCGGAGACGCCGGAAAAAGAAGGCCACUGGUGGCACUGGCAGAUUGCGAAGGCAGCAGCGGCCGCAGGGAACGUCACGGCGCUUGAUGAGCUGCUUAGCCCAUGGCGGCAGAGGAUGGAAGCUGAGGAGGCCGCCGCGUUGCUGUGGGGCAAGGCUAGCAGUGCCCGCAUGCUGGAGCUUGGCCUUGCGGCGGUUGGCGGAGGCCACGUACCCGUGCUGGCCCUGCUGCGGGAACGCUUCGGUCCAGACGUGCUGCAGUCGAGAUGCCUGUGGCAAGCCGCCGCAAAGCACUCCGUUAAUGUGCUCCCAUUCCUCAUCCUGAAUGAGGUUGCGAGCGACACAUCUGUGGGCGGCGGCGCUCCAGGUGCCGAGGGGCCGGCCGACGGCAAGGUGGGUGUGCAUGGCGCCGGCGGGCUUACAGUAGUGCUGUCCUCAGACGAUGACUCUGGAAGCGAGGAGGUCGAGAUGGGAGGCGGCGGAGGCAGCCGGGGAAACGACACCCAGCGUGAGUGGAAAGGCAUCAUCAGGGAUGCAGCCAGGAACGGUGCGGGGCUGCCAGUGCUGCUGCACAUACACGAGCGGCAUGGGGUGGCGCCGGGACUGAUGGACGCUGCCAAGAGCGGUGACGUCGAGGCCCUGGAGUGGACCGCGUCGCUGCACGUGGCGCAGCAGAUGCGGGAGCAGGAGCGGGCCAAUGAGGAUGCCGCCAAUUUCGGGUGGUGCCGCUGCAGCGUGCGCGCGAGCGACUGGUUGCGGGAACUUGUCAUAAAAGGCAAAUUCGCGGCUGCAGACUGGUUCUUGUGCCGCGGACUGGUCAAGCCGGAACUUGCCAGGCGGCGCGGCCGCCCCUCGAGCGCGGCGGCAGCUGCCGCAGCGGCGGCGGCGGUGGCGGCGGCGAGCGGCGGGGCGUGGCAGGGGGGGAGCCUGAGUGUGCAGCUGUUGACUGCCCUGCUACCUGACAUGCACGAGACGGCCAAAGAGGCCGAGAAACACGAUGGUGGAUCGAGUGCUGCGUCCGCUACUGGGGCUCGCGUCCGCUACUGGGGCUCGCGUCUGCUACUGGGGCUCGCGUCUGCUACUGGGGCUCGCGUCCGCUACUGGGGCUCGCGUCCGCUACUGGGGCUCGCGUCCGCUACUGGGGCUCGCGUCCGCUACUGGGGCUCGCGUCCGCUACUGGGGCUCGCGUCCGCUACUGGGGCUCGCGUCCGCUACUGGGGCUCGCGUCCGCUACUGGGGCUCGCGUCCGCUACUGGGGCUCGCGUCCGCUACUGGGGCUCGCGUCCGCUACUGGGGCUCGCGUCCGCUACUGGGGCUCGCGUCCGCUACUGGGGCUCGCGUCCGCUACUGGGGCUCGCGUCCGCUACUGGGGCUCGCGUCCGCUACUGGGGCUCGCGUCCGCUACUGGGGCUCGCGUCCGCUACUGGGGCUCGCGUCCGCUACUGGGGCUCGCGUCCGCUACUGGGGCUCGCGUCCGCUACUGGGGCUCGCGUCUGCUACUGGGGCUCGCGUCUGCUACUGGGGCUCGCGUCUGCUACUGGGGCUCGCGUCUGCUACUGGGGCUCGCGUCUGCUACUGGGGCUCGCGUCUGCUACUGGGGCUCGCGUCCGCUACUGGGGCUCGCGUCUGCUACGCCCACCGCCCCCGCCCCCGCCACGGCUGGGCGUCGGCCGGGCGCCGGCGGAGGCGGACGCGACAGACGGUGCAGCUGGGGAGGGCGCAGCUGGAGUAGGAGGCGACGCCGUGACAGCGACUGCUGUAAACCUGCGUCAGAGCAGCGGUGUUGCGGCCCUGAUGAACAGCAGCAACGGCGCGCUGCAUGGCGUCAGCACCAGCAGUGGUGCCAGCCCGGGCAAGGCCCAAGGCAAGGACAAGUCCGGCGGUGCGGCGGCUGCUGCUGGGUUGACUGCAGCACCGAUGGAUUCAGCAGCUGCUGCGAAGCUGUGGGCUGAGCUGGUGUGGUACGCUGAGGAGUUAGCGCUGCCUCAGCCUGGCGUGUGUCAUGUGCACUGGCUGCGGCGAAUGCGAGUCAAGGCAGCUGAGGCUGCGCUGCAGCAGCUGCGGCGGCAGCACGCGCCCGCCCCGCCACAAGCUGCAUCACCGACGACAUCAACGGCGGCAGCAGCGGCACCAGCAGCGGCCCCUGCGUAUGCGUUUGACGGGGAGCAUGGGGCGGGAACAGCAUUAGCGGGCACCAAGCGGAGGCGAAGCAGCACAGGCGCUAAGCCUCCACUGCCGCCGCCGGCUGCGGUCGCGGCAGCGGGCUUGGACGUGGAGCUAGUGGCGGCUGAGCGAGAGCUGGCGCGUGCGCGUGCGGAGCUGCUGAAGGACCCACCACAGGAGCACAUCCAACGGGCGCGUGCCCGUGCCCGCAAGGCUAUGGGUGGUCAGGCGCAGCUGCUGCUAUUUCAUCAACGGGAGCAUAGGUCCAGCGGCAGCGACUCCGAAAGCAGUGGCGCAUAAGUGGUGUAACUGAGGAGUAAGCGGCUGACAGUGAUGAUAGCAGAUGAGGCCACGGCCGUGGGCCACAGCUGAGGCUAUAGCUGCUGUGCUCCACGCACGCGAUCAAUGCACCCACGCCGGUCCGCCGCCAGCUGUUAGUUUGUGCGCGGACAGCCGAAUUGCCUCGCUCUGAGACAUGCAGGUGGAAGAGCACGGAAGAAGCAAGGUCUUGGUCCAGGAUGGAACGUGUAUGGAUGGGCGGGUUCGAAUUCGAGGGCUCCAGAGUUAUCGGUAUGGUACGUGAGUGGGGGUUGCUGGGUGGGCCCAGGGCCCCGCCAAGUAGGGCACAAGGUAGUCAAGGUGCAGGUGGCAUGAUCGGCGUAAGAGCGUUGAUGAUGAUCUGAAACGCUGAAGGUGUGUUGUCAAAGGAUGCUUGCAAUACUGGGAGAGGCACGCGUGUACGGUAUCGAAAGAUCGCAAGGACUAUGGCGGAGGGCGGCAGUGACGGAC
Molecule: messenger RNA, 5083 nt
Organism: Chlamydomonas reinhardtii
Lineage: Eukaryota; Viridiplantae; Chlorophyta; Chlorophyceae; Chlamydomonadales; Chlamydomonadaceae
Exons: 4
Coding region: 359-4594 (1411 amino acids)
Biological process (GO): sphingolipid catabolic process; ceramide biosynthetic process
Cellular component (GO): membrane; cell periphery; endoplasmic reticulum
Molecular function (GO): glycerophospholipase activity
Source: RefSeq, a predicted model, not a curated record